Molecule: messenger RNA, 798 nt
Organism: Aphanomyces astaci
Lineage: Eukaryota; Oomycota; Saprolegniomycetes; Saprolegniales; Verrucalvaceae
Exons: 2
Coding region: 1-798 (265 amino acids)
Molecular function (GO): calcium ion binding
Source: RefSeq, a predicted model, not a curated record
AUGCAACCUCAUCAAGCUAGGGGGUCUACCGGAGGUGCAAGCCACGGCGACCAACAACGACCUGUCCUAGCGUCGGACAUUCCGCUUGGCGAUUGGGUGGCUUCGAAACAAGAGCUUGGUCGGGUAUCGAGCGAGCAAGACGCCGCGUCGACCACGACAAACGUGCCGACAUCGCCUCGAUCAGCUGGCGGCUUCCAGCACUCCCAACGACGACACGACCCGUGGCUGUACGAUGACAGCGUUCAGACAUCGUGGCGCGAAGAAAAGGACUCGCCGCCUUCGAAACACCGACUGCAUCCCGUUCCACAACUGGCAGCGAACCAUCCAUCUUGCGAUGAAAGUCCGGAAGGUCGGUCUCUGUGGUCGCAUCCGAGAGGCCAUCGCGAACCUCCCGCGGUUCACCACCUCCUGGACGUCAUUCGCUCCAAACUGUUAGCUCGGUACGAUUCCCUUCACGAGUCUUUCUUGAAGUUCGACGUCGAUCGGUCGGGGUAUAUAAGCGAAGACAAGUUUCGGCAUUGCUUGGCCAAUAUGGGCUUGGACGUGACGGGCGAAGAGAUGGAGUUGCUGCAACGACGCGGCGGGCGAAGGCUUGGGACCGCGUUCAAAGCGGCAGACAAGGACGGAUCCAUCGACUUGCCAGCGUUCACCCGAUUGCUGACGGAAGAGCUGGAUGUACGCGAAGUCGACUCGAGUCAAAUUAGAACGUUUUUCUCACACUUGGACACUAACAACGACGCGAAGCUCUCGUACUCCGAGUUUGUCAAGUGUUUGGAGGCCAUUCCCCCAACAGUGUAG